This is a messenger RNA of Mandrillus leucophaeus (drill), 1781 nucleotides long. It is a transcript of the gene GFRA3, whose product is annotated as GDNF family receptor alpha 3. The transcript has 8 exons. Gene Ontology annotation, biological process: nervous system development. Gene Ontology annotation, cellular component: external side of plasma membrane; signaling receptor complex. NCBI's taxonomy places the organism in Eukaryota, Metazoa, Chordata, Mammalia, Primates, Cercopithecidae. The coding region runs from base 1 to 1194 and encodes 397 amino acids. Gene Ontology annotation, molecular function: signaling receptor activity. The record is from RefSeq and is a predicted model, not a curated record.
AUGAUGAUGUUCUAUUACCCCAUGUUGAGCACCCGAAAUCCUAGGAUGCAGGGGAUUCCUUCCAGGCUGUGGAGGAAUCUUGGAGACCCCCUUCCCACAGAAAGCCGGCUCAUGAACAGCUGUCUCCAGGCCAGGAGGAAGUGCCAGGCUGAUCCCAUUUGCAGUGCUGCCUACCGCCACCUGGAUUCCUGCACCUCUAGCAUAAGCACCCCACUGCCCUCAGAGGAGCCUUCAGUCCCUGCGGACUGCCUGGAGGCAGCACAGCAACUCAGGAACAGCUCUCUGAUAGGCUGCAUGUGCCACCGGCGCAUGAAGAACCAGGUUGCCUGCUUGGACAUCUAUUGGACCGUUCACCGUGCCCGCAGCCUUGGUAACUAUGAGCUGGAUGUCUCCCCCUAUGAAGACACAGUGACCAGCAAACCCUGGAAAAUGAAUCUCAGCAAACUGAACAUGCUCAAACCAGACUCAGACCUCUGCCUCAAGUUUGCCAUGCUGUGUACUCUAAAUGACAAGUGUGACCGGCUGCGCAAGGCCUACGGGGAGGCGUGCUCUGGGCCCCACUGCCAGCGCCACGUCUGCCUCAGGCAGCUGCUCACUUUCUUCGAGAAGGCCGCCGAGCCUCAUGCGCAAGGCCUGCUACUGUGCCCAUGUGCCCCCAACGACCGGGGCUGCGGGGAGCGCCGGCGCAACACCAUCGCCCCCAGCUGCGCGCUGCCACCUGUGGCCCCCAACUGCCUGGAUCUGCGGCGCCUCUGCUUCUCUGACCCGCUUUGCAGAUCACGCCUGGUGGAUUUCCAGGCCCACUGCCAUCCCAUGGACAUCCUAGGAACUUGUGCAACAGAGCAGUCCAGAUGUCUACGAGCAUACCUGGGGCUGAUUGGGACUGCCAUGACCCCCAACUUUGUCAGCAAUGUCAACACCAGUGUUGCCUUAAGCUGCACCUGUCGAGGCAGUGGCAACCUGCAGGAGGAGUGUGAACAGCUGGAAGGGUUCUUCUCCCACAACCCUUGCCUCACGGAGGCCAUUGCAGCUAAGAUGCGUUUUCACAGCCAGCUCUUCUACCAGGACUGGCCACACCCUACCUUUGCUGUGAUGGCACACCAGAAUGAAAACCGUGCUCUGAGGUCACAACCCUGGGCGCCCUCUCUUUUCUCCUGCACGCUUCCCUUGAUUCUGCUCCUGAGCCUAUGGUAGCUGGACUUCCCUAGGGCCCUCUUCCCCUCCACCACAUCCAGCCAGACUUGCAGCCCACAAGGCGUUAGGAAAGGACAGCAGCAGAAAGAGGUGCAGUGCACAGAUGAGGGCACAGGAGAAGCUAACGGUUAUGACCUCCAGAUCCUUAUUGGUCUGGUCCUCAUUCCCUCCACCCCGUCUCCACUUCUGAUUCAUGCUGCCCCUCCUUGGUGACCACAAUUUAGCCAUAUCAUCCGGUGGUGACCAGCUCCACCAAGCCCCUUUCUAAGCCCUUCCUCUUGACUACCAGGAUCACCAGAAUCUAAUAAGUUAGCCAUUCUCUAUUGCAUUCCAGGUUAGGGUUAGGGUAGGCAGGACUGGGUGUUCUGAGGUAGCCUAGAAAGACAUUAUCCUUUGUGAGGAAGGUUCCUGCCCACUCAUCUCCUCCUCUGAAUGGUGGAUGGAAACCUACUGCCUGCACUGCCCUGUCCCCGGAUCCUGCAGAACAUCUGGGCAUCAGGAGCUGGAGCCUAUGGGCCUUGCUUUAUUCCUAUUAUUGUCCUAAAAUCCCUCUGGGCUCUUGGAUCAUGAUUAAACCUUUGACUUAA